AUGGCACGCGGCGGCGGCGGCGGUGGCAGUCGCAAUCCCGCCAACCAACCACGCUCCGUGCAGGUCUCGCGCAAAGUCAGCUGGCUGCUGCGGCACGGGGCGAGCUCCGAAGGUCUGCAGUUGGGCAAGGCAGGGUAUGUCAGCGUGGCGGCGGCGCUGCAGACGCGUGCGUUGAGGAGUCUGGGGGUGUCGUUUGAAGAGCUGAGGGAUGUUGUUGCCGAGAACGAGAAGCAGCGAUUUUCCAUGAUUCGGGCGGGUGAAGAGGGUGAGAAAGAGAAGAAGAAGAAGGAGGAGGAGGAGGGGAAGAAGAAAAAGGAAGAGGAGGGAGAAGACGAACAAGCCAGUCAAGAUCCGCACGACUACCUCAUCCGCGCCAACCAAGGCCACAGCAUCAAAGUCGACACCGAGGGACUACUAACCCCCAUCUCGGCCGCUGCUGGAAACGUCCCCACGGCCGUCGUCCACGGCACGAAUGAGCGCGCGUGGUCCCUGAUCCUCAAGGGCGGCGGCCUGCGACGUAUGACGAGGACGCACAUCCACUUUGCUUCUGGACUGCCCAAGGGGUUUGCACCGCUCCCUUCAGCAUCAGCAUCAGCAUCAGCAUCAACACCAACAUCAGCAUCAACAUCAACAUCAACAUCAACACCAACAUCAACAACAACGUCUACAUCAGAACCAGCGCCAGAACCACCAUCCACAGCAGCCAUCGCGGAUCAAGAACCUCCCGCCCCCGUUAUCAGCGGGAUGCGCACCUCCUCCACAGUGUUGAUUUACGUCGACAUCAACGCGGCGCUGGCGGCGGGGAUCCCCUUCUCCGUGUCUGAGAACGGCGUGAUCCUGUCCGAGGGGAACGAGCAGGGCGUGCUGCCGUACGCUUUCUUCGAGCGCGUGGAGAGCCGGAGGGCGGGGGGUGGGGUGCUCAUGCGCGACGGGCAGCUGCCGGAGGGGGUGCAGGUUGAUGUUGAGGCGUGGGAGGCGGAGAUGCGGAGUGCGGGGGGGAAGAGAGGUGGGAGGGGUGGACGGGGUGGACGGGGUGGACGGGAUGGUGCGAGAGGAGCGAAGGCGAGGGGGGAUGACGAUAAGCGGGAUCUCAAGGCUGGCGUGAGUGAGGUGUGA
Messenger RNA from Ascochyta rabiei, 1116 nucleotides. Its product is annotated as 2'-phosphotransferase. Bases 1 to 1116 code for a protein of 371 amino acids. Gene Ontology annotation, molecular function: tRNA 2'-phosphotransferase activity. Lineage: Eukaryota; Fungi; Ascomycota; Dothideomycetes; Pleosporales; Didymellaceae. The record is from RefSeq and is a predicted model, not a curated record. Gene Ontology annotation, biological process: tRNA splicing, via endonucleolytic cleavage and ligation. The transcript has a single exon.